Messenger RNA from Diaporthe amygdali, 1188 nucleotides. RefSeq lists its product as uncharacterized. The coding region runs from base 1 to 1188 and encodes 395 amino acids. NCBI's taxonomy places the organism in Eukaryota, Fungi, Ascomycota, Sordariomycetes, Diaporthales, Diaporthaceae. The transcript is spliced from 3 exons. The record is from RefSeq and is a predicted model, not a curated record.
AUGCUUUCAGUCGCAAGCCGCCCCUCGUGCUCUUUGCACGAUGCCUCAAUGAAGAAGCAGUUGCCAUCCGUGACUCGGCGACAGCGCAAGAGUAAAAGCUCCGCCAGGAGAAAGAGUACGGUCAUGGUGUGGUUUUGUGAUUUCACGACUGGUUGGACGGGGCAGAUACAGGAUCUUUAUACCUGGUCUGAAGAUGCGGCUCUGCCGAGUCCAGCUCCAACAGAGCCUCAACUUCUCCAGCCCCCUGCUCUGACAAAGGGCAAACCAGCCAACCUCUUCACACCACUGGAGCCCUACCCCACUCGUGACACCCUUGGAAGUCUUGAUGGACUGCUGUCCUCCCCUAAGUCGGAGCAUGUCACUCCGCAGAGCCUCAAUUGGCACAGGAGCGCACAGAGGGAUUCUCUGGUCUCACCCACCAUCAAGCGUCGAAUAGAUCUCGGCUUGUCAUCUUCGUCUCCUGAUCAAGUGGAUAUCAUCGACCUAUCCACUAGCCCCCUUUCCUUGGUCGAGCAGUGCGAGGUAUCACGCUCAUUCGUGCCACCAGAUGGCAUCACCCAAACCCAGCAAAAUGGUCUCAAUCGCUACUCGGACCGCAACGCAGACGAAAAGGAGCAGUGGUAUGUGAUCUGGGACUACAUAUUCCCCGAUGGCAGAACCCCACGGCCAAGCUCGCCAUACGUCAAUCAAGACCUGUCGGAAGACAUGUCCUCUUUUCGCGAAUUUUCGCACAGCGAGGGCUGGAAUACUCUGGAUGCCGACUCUGACCUACGCCAUGUUACGCUUUACCUUGAUGAAGACAUGCUGCGGGCUUGCUUUAAUAGGAUUUACGAGAAUUGGCUGGCGAAAAGGAAUGCCAACUCUCAAACAUCCGGUGAGGAAAGCCCACUUGCGCUCUCGGAUACCAGCACCCCUGACGAAAGGACACCCGCCAACGAUCCAACAGCUAUCGACCAAAUACAAGGAAACAAUUUCAUGACGCUUGGCGGAUUUGUAGCGGAUCCACAGUUGAAUGACUAUUGGCUUACCUAUCAGAUUGACGAUCAGUUCUUUCCUUCAAACGACUUUGCGGCAAAGACGAGCUUGAACCUGGUGCAGACCCUUCCAAGUGUGCCUUUGCCCCCAGCUCAUGAACUCGAGCAUGAAAAACAACAAGCCACGGUGGACCCAAUACUGAUAAGCCGCUGA